UGUGAGUGAGUGAGCGAGCGAGCGAGCGAGUGAGCGGAGCGAAGCUGAGCGGCAACAGUGGCGGCGACGCCGACAGCGCGGGGGGCCGUGGCGGCGGCAGCGGGGGCCGAGCGCGGCCGCGGCUGCAGGAGGCGGAGGGUUAGCAGUAGCGGCGGCGGCGCCGGCUGGUUUAGGCUAUACUAAUACUACUGCUGAAUUGGUGCUUUAAGGAUUUGCCUUUUCUCAGUUUCUUUACUUGCCUGUAAAGACAUAAUGAGGAGACUGGCUUUUCGUGGUGCUGGUUGUACUCUGGUAAAUCUGAAGUUGGAUUCCAUGGGCUCCAAGCGGCGAAGGGCUACCUCUCCUUCCAGCAGUGCCAGCGGGGGAGAUUUUGAUGAUGGCCACCAUGCCACAAAUACACCAGGCCCAAGUCGAAAGAGGCGAAGACUUUCCAACCUCCCGACAGUGGACCCUAUUGCCGUAUGCCAUGAAUUAUACAAUACAAUCAGAGAUUACAAGGAUGAACAAGGGAGGCUCCUGUGCGAGCUUUUCAUAAGGGCCCCCAAGCGAAGAAAUCAGCCAGAUUACUAUGAAGUGGUUUCUCAGCCAAUUGAUUUAAUGAAAAUCCAACAGAAGCUAAAAAUGGAGGAAUAUGAUGACGUGAAUGUGCUAACUGCUGACUUCCAGCUGCUAUUUAAUAAUGCAAAAUCCUAUUAUAAGCCAGACUCUCCUGAAUAUAAGGCUGCCUGCAAACUGUGGGAUUUAUAUAUACGCACAAAAAAUGAGUUUGUUCAGAAGGGAGAUGCUGAGGAUGAUGAUGACGACGACGAGGGCCAUGACAAUCAAGGGACAAUUUCUGAAAUAUCUUCUCCAGGUUAUUUAAAAGAAAUUCUUGAACAGCUUCUUGAAGCAGUAGCUGUAGCCACAAACCCAACAGGCCACCUCAUUAGUGAGCUUUUUCAGAAGCUUCCCUCUAAAGUGCAAUAUCCUGACUAUUAUGCAAUAAUUAAAGAGCCCAUAGAUCUGAAGACUAUUGCCCAGCGGAUACAGAAUGGCUAUUAUAAAAGUAUUCAUGCAAUGGCUAAGGAUAUUGAUCUCUUAGUUAAAAAUGCCAAAACAUACAAUGAACCUGGAUCUCAAGUAUUCAAGGAUGCAAAUGCAAUUAAAAAAAUAUUUAAUAUGAAAAAGGCAGAAAUUGAGCGUUCAGAAUUGACUAAAUCAAGUCUCCGAGUCAGGACUCCAAAUUUGCCUGCUUCCAAGCUGACAGGUCCUUCCUCACAGGGUAAAGGCAGUGUUGUCGAUGAGAGAAAUUCUGCUAAUAAAUAUUAUCGCAACAAAAGAGCUGUCCAAGGAGAUCGCUUAUCAGCAAUAACCAUGGCAUUGCAAUAUGGAUCUGAAAGUGAUGAAGAUGCUGUUCUGGCUGCUGCUGCCCGUUAUGAAGAAGGGGAGUCAGAAGCAGAAAGCAUUACUUCUUUUAUGGAUGCAUCCAAUCCUCUCUAUCAGCUUUAUGAUAUAGUUAGAAAUUGCCGGAACAACCAGGGUCAACUCAUAUCAGAACCCUUUUUCCAUUUGCCCUCAAAGAAAAAAUAUCCAGAUUAUUAUCAGCAAAUCAAAAUGCCUAUUUCAUUGCAGCAAAUUAGAACAAAACUGAAGAACCAUGAAUAUGAAACACUCGACCAUUUGGAAUGUGACCUGAACCUAAUGUUUGAAAAUGCAAAACGCUAUAAUGUUCCAAAUUCAGCCAUUUAUAAGAGAGUAUUGAAAAUGCAGCAGGUUAUGCAGGCAAAGAAGAAGGAGCUAGCUGGAAGAGACGAUAUUGAAGACGGUGACAGUAUGAUCUCUUCUGCCACAUCUGAUGCUGGAAGUUCAAAAAGAAAAAGCAAAAAGAACAUAAAGAAACAGCGAAUGAAAAUUUUAUACAAUGUUGUCCUUGAGGCACGAGAACCUGGAACUGGUCGAAGACUCUGUGAACUAUUCAUGGUGAAACCAUCCAAAAAGGAUUACCCAGAUUAUUACAAAAUCAUCUUGGAGCCAAUGGAUUUAAAAAUAAUAGAGCACAACAUACGUAGUGACAAGUACUCUGCAGAGGAGGCUAUGAUUGAAGAUAUGAGAUUAAUGUUUCGAAAUGCAAGACAUUAUAAUGAAGAAGGCUCACAGGUAUACAAUGAUGCUCAUAUCUUGGAGAAGAUUCUUAAAGAAAAGAGGAAAGAGCUGGGACCUCUGCUUGAAGAUGACGAGGUUGCUUCUCCUAAACUGAAAUUAAGUAGAAAAACUGGCAUCUCCCCUAAAAAAUCAAAAUACAUGACUCCAAUGCAACAGAAGCUUAAUGAGGUAUAUGAAGCAGUAAAGAACUACACAGAUAAGCGAGGAAGAAGGCUCAGUGCUAUUUUCCUGCGACUUCCAUCGCGUUCAGAGCUCCCUGACUACUAUUUGACUAUUAAGAAGCCUGUUGAUAUGGAGAAGAUUAGAAGUCAUAUGAUGGCCAACAAAUACCAGGACAUUGAUGCCAUGGUUGAAGAUUUUGUGAUGAUGUUCAAUAAUGCCUGCACUUACAAUGAACCAGAAUCCUUGAUUUACAAAGAUGCCCUGGUGCUACAUAAAGUUUUACUAGAGACUAGGAGAGACAUAGAAGGAGAUGAAGAUUCUCAUGUCCCAAACGUAACACUCCUGAUCCAAGAACUUAUACAUAAUCUUUUUGUCUCUGUCAUGAGUCAUCAGGAUGAUGAGGGCAGGUGCUAUAGUGACUCAUUAGCUGAAAUUCCUGCUGUUGAUCCCAAUUUCCCAAACAAACCACCUCUGACUUUUGAUAUCAUACGAAAGAAUGUAGAAACUAACCGCUACAGAAGGUUGGACCUGUUCCAAGAGCAUAUGUUUGAAGUGCUGGAACGGGCAAGGCGAAUGAACCGAACGGAUUCAGAGAUUUAUGAGGAUGCAGUAGAACUUCAACAGUUCUUUAUCAAAAUCCGUGAUGAACUCUGCAAGAAUGGUGAGAUCCUAUUAUCACCAGCCCUCAGCUACACUACUAAACAUCUUCAUAAUGAUGUAGAGAAAGAAAAGAAAGAAAAGCUUCCAAAGGAAAUGGAGGAGGACAAACUCAAAAGAGAAGAGGAGAAGAGAGAAGCUGAAAAGAGUGAAGAUUCUUCUGGAGGAGCAGGACUGUCUAACCUACACAGAACAUAUAGCCAAGAUUGUAGCUUUAAAAACAGCAUGUAUCAUGUUGGAGAUUAUGUGUACGUUGAACCUGCAGAAGCCAAUUUGCAACCUCACAUCGUCUGCAUUGAACGACUGUGGGAAGAUUCAGCUGACAGCUGCACAGGGAACGCUCCUCUUCCCAGCCGCCGCUGCCGCGGCCGGCCCAGAACGGUGUGCCGUCCCCCCAGCGAGGGCGGGGCGGGCGCCAGAUGCAGGACCGGGUCUGUGGCUGUGCACAAGGCUCACAACGUGAUGCAACGCAGGACAAGCUCCUCCGGUACCAGGGAAAAGUGGUUAUAUGGCUGUUGGUUUUAUCGACCAAAUGAAACAUUCCAUCUUGCUACACGGAAAUUUUUGGAGAAGGAAGUGUUUAAAAGUGAUUAUUACAACAAAAUUCCUGUGAGCAAAAUCCUAGGGAAAUGUGUGGUCAUGUUUGUAAAGGAGUAUUUUAAGCUAUGUCCAGAAAACUUCAGAGAUGAAGAUGUCUACGUUUGUGAAUCACGCUAUUCUGCAAAAACAAAGUCCUUUAAGAAGAUUAAAUUGUGGACCAUGCCAAUUAGUUCUGUACGAUUCGUCCCUCGAGAAGUACCCUUACCCGUGGUUCGUGUUGCAUCAGUGUUUGCUAAUACAGACAAAACUGAUGAAGAUAAACAUACUGAAACAUCUGAGGAAAACAAAGUGGGAGACAAUAUCCUUAUCCUUGAAAAGGACAAAGAGGAUGUUCCAGUAGAAAUGUCAAAUGGAGAACCUGGUUGUCACUACUAUGAACAGCUUUGUUACAAUGACAUGUGGCUGAAGGUUGGGGACUGCGUCUUCAUAAAAUCACAUGGCUUAGUCCGACCACGAGUUGGCAGGAUAGAAAAAAUGUGGGUGAGAGAUGGAGCUGCUUAUUUUUUUGGCCCAAUCUUUAUACAUCCGGAGGAAACUGAACAUGAACCAACUAAAAUGUUCUACAAGAAGGAAGUAUUUUUGAGUAACCUGGAAGAGACUUGUCCCAUGACAUGUAUUCUGGGAAAGUGUGCUGUGUUGUCUUUCAAAGACUUCCUCUCCUGUAGGCCUACUGAGAUUUCUGAAAAUGAUGUUCUUCUUUGUGAAAGCCGUUAUAAUGAAAGUGACAAACAGAUGAAGAAAUUUAAGGGACUGAAAAGAUUUUCUCUUUCUGCAAAAGUAGUAGAUGAUGAAAUUUAUUAUUUCAGGAAACCCAUUGUUCCUCAGAAGGAGCCAUCUCCACUUUUGGAAAAAAAGAUUCAGCAGCUAGAAGCAAAAUUUGCUGAGAUGGAGGGAGGUGAUGAAGAGAUUGAAGAGAUUGGGGAAGAGGAAGGUGAAGUGACAGAAGCACCAACGAUUCCUCAGCUUCAGACACCACUCUCUAAUGAACUGGAUAUAAUGCCAUAUACGCCACCUCAGUCUACUCCCAAAUCUGCCAAGGGCAGUGUAAAGAAGGAAGGGUCAAAACGGAAGAUCAAUAUGAGUGGCUACAUCCUAUUUAGCAGUGAGAUGAGAGCUGUUAUUAAAGCUCAGCACCCAGAUUAUUCCUUUGGAGAGCUCAGUAGACUUGUUGGAACAGAGUGGAGAAACUUGGAAGCAACCAAGAAAGCAGAGUAUGAAGAGCGGGCAGCUAAGGUUGCUGAGCAGCAGGAGAGAGAGCGAGCAGCACAGCAACAGCAGCAGAACUCCUCCCCCCGGGCAGGCACUCCUGUCGGGGCACUUAUGGGGGUGGUGCCGCCACCAACACCAAUGGGGAUGCUCAAUCCGCAGUUGACACCUGUUGCAGGCAUGCUAGGUGGCUAUCCACCGGUGCUGCCACCUUUACAGGGCCCAGUUGAUGGCAUUGUUAGCAUGGGCAGCAUGCCGCCACUUCACCCUGGGGUGCCUCCACCCCAUCAACUUCCACCAGGCAUGCCAGGCAUCCCACUACCGGGUGUUAUGGGUCAAAAUGUUUCCUCCAUGGUAGGAGCACCAGCACCAGGAAGUCCAUUUGGACAGCAGAUGAGUAUCCUUGGUCCUCCAGGCCAACAAGCACCACCUCCCUAUCCUGGCCAGAACCCAGCAGCUCAGCAGGUCAUGCAGCAGCCUACAACUCCUAUGUUUGUAUCCCCUCCACCAAAGACGCAGAGGCUUCUUCACUCAGAGGCAUAUCUAAAAUACAUUGAAGGUCUUAGUGCUGAUUCAAAUAGUAUUAGCAAGUGGGACCAUACCCUUUCAGCACGAAGACGUGAUGUCCAUCUUUCAAAAGAACAAGAGAGCCGUCUUCCUACACACUGGUUGAAAAGUAAAGGGGCCCAUACCACAAUGGCAGAUGCAUUAUGGCGCCUUCGAGACUUGAUGCUGAGAGAUACUCUCAAUAUCCGUCAAGCAUACAACAUAGAAAAUGUUUAAUCUUCUUUUGAUACCAACAUAUAAAAUUUUCGUGGAACAAUAGCUGUUUUAGUUAUUGGUGAAGGGGGGAAAACAGUUUUUAUUGCAUCUUACUGUACAUUGCAAGAUUGUUUUUUAUAUAAGGACACUUUUAAUAAGCAUAUUUCACUUUUUGUUAUAUUACGUUGAAUUUUCUUAAAUAUACAGACAUGCAUAUAGUUCUUUGACUUGGAAGAUGAUCUCGUACUUGGUUAUAAAUGCAAAACAAGCUUACAUCCUUUUUCUUCACACUGAGAUUCUGAUGCCAUCUUUUUUUAAGCAGCAAGUGUGUUUACAGAUUAGCUAAGAGAAAUGUGAAAUUACUCCUAGUUUACAGCUGAGCAGCAUUAGCAUCCACGUGCUUGUGUGGUAGUGACUUCUAGUAGAUACGUCACAUGAGCUUAAAGUAGCCCACCGCAACCUAGUGCCCUUUGGAUGCAUUGGACUCCAUCUCCCAUCAACCACAGCCAGCGUGGCAGAUGUUCAGGAAUGCUCGGAGAUGUAAUCCAAAACAACUUGAGGGGAACAGACAGGGGAAGGUUGGUCUAAAAGCUUCUUUAAAUGAAGCUGCUAAGGUAGGGAGUGGAUGGAAUCAGUCUUACAUCCUUAAGAGGGAUGCAGAACUUAAGAUAAAAGAAUAGGAGAGUACUUUCAGUUAGCUUAACUUCUCUUGGCAUGUACAAGUUCCAAGCCUGAUUAAUGUUGAUGAGUCAAGGAGCUCUGCAGCUCUGAAGGCUUGCGUGUACUGCCAGUAGAGCUUGAUCUAAUGAGAGAGUGCAUUCUCUGCUUUAUUUCUCUAGAACGGAGACUUGUGUUCAUCACCACAGGGGUUUGUCUUAGGGAGAUACUUGAGGAAGAAUAAAUAUGAAAGGGUGCAAAUAUUCCUUUCUACUUUGUUGUUAUCAUGAUGCAGUUUUUGACAAGAUACAUUGAAUUAAUAACGGAGCAUUUAUUUUUAUUUUAUUUUGUAAAUGGGGUUUUAAAAGUGCCAAGACCUAUAUUUAGGAUUCUUUGACAUUAUUAUAAACUGAAGAAAAAUGGACAUGUUAUUCUCUGUAUAUUUUUAAGUUGCUGCUGCAAAUUGCAGAACUGUGAUCUUGGAAGGUAAGUAACAGGGUGUGCAGAAGGCACCUUUCUGCAUUUAACAUCAUAAAAUGUUUAUUAAUAGUUUGGCCUUUACAUUUGUAUGCUUUAUUUUUUAAAAAAUUGUUACUUUGAUUAAAAGCAUUGUAGUCCAGCUAUUGAGAAUUUUAACAUGCAUAAGCUGUACAGCAAUGCUUAACACACAUGGUUAUUAGUAGAAGGGAACUUGUGCCCUGAUCCUGCAAUAUAUUUAUUUAGAAAGUAAGUAACCUAAAUGUUAAUAUAACUUACUUCCAAAUAAUUUGCUGUGGAUCACACUUUUAAAGUCUGGUAAAAGCAGUUACAAUCCAGUUCACUCCUUCAGGCAAGUAAAAAGCCCUACGUGCGGCCAAUUAAACUUUUUGUUCAUUUAUUUUGAGCAAACUUCACCUCCCCCACCCCAUGAAGUGAUUUUUUCACGUAUUUAGUUGUCUGGUUUGUUGUCUACAAACUAAGAAAGAUUUCAGAGUGUCAUAAGAUACCUUCCUCUAUUCAGGAAAGUAUCUGGUGGUUACAAAUGAAACAUACCGGUUGAUUCCAGUGUUUAUCCUACCUAGCAUAGGAAACAAAUGGGACUUAAGCUAAUCAUGGAUAAGACACAUUCAUUUCAAUGGGUCUACUCUAGGGCAAACAUUGGCAUCAACCUUGUUGUAAAAAGUUGGAUAUAAUUUUAGAAAAAAACAAGCACUGUAUUGGAAUUAAUGUUGAAAUGCUUACAAAUGCAGUGCAGUUAAAAAAAUGUGGAUUCAGAGAAAUUAUUUAGAGAAGUUUGCCCAAACCAGCAAGAUAAAACUUGUUUAAAUAGGAGUAAGUAAGGAAACAGAUUUGUUAAAAGUCUUCCUUGAUUACAAAAGAAUGUAAUGAAUUGUUGGCAUGUUGGCUUCAGAGAUUAAGCAGUUUAUCAGGAAAGCAAUUUCUAGUGUUCAAAUGUUUAGUUUAUCUGGUCAAACCUCAUUACCUGGGUUAUUUUUAAAUCCAGAAACAGUAAUGUAGUUGAUAAUUCUGGAUCUAUUUUAGUGAUAAAAUGAUGGCAGCAAGUAGCUUGUGGAACCAAACACUUUAAGAUUCAGCUGUUCAAAUGAGGUACUAAUGUAAAAAGAAGAAAAGCCACCUUGAUUAACAUUACAGAGGGGAGAUGUUUUAUGUCCUUAACUUUCUAUAAACUGUGGUACACACAUCCUUAGUUUUGGCCCUUUGCAAUAUUUAAAAAUGUGGUAAGAGACAUAGAAGUGCUGCUACCCACAGGUCUGUGCAUGCACUCAUGAUUAUUGUUUUUAAUUGACUGGGCAGCAGCUCCUGACACCAAACCAGCUUUGUGCUGGGAGCUGCUGAACUGAGUGCAUGGGUGCUCUUCUGGAUCGUGGCCAGUGUGUUUGAAAUUACCUCAGAUAUUGCAGUUUACAACAACCGUCAAAAGAAGCAGAAAGCAAGUCCUAGUUCUUUAGUACUUAGAACCGCCAUAGACUUUACUAAUACAAUCACUUUUUUUAGGUAUUGCAAACUACACCAAAGAACCUGGAAUUUAUUUAUUUUUAUUUAUUUUUUAAGAAAAUAUUAAGAACAGGAUGAGACACCCUUUGGAUGCUGUGUAAUUCAGAAGGAUCAGUGUUGAAUAAUCUGCAGCAUUGACUUUCCCAGACAUUUAUGCCGAAGGCAGCUUCAUUGCUCCUAAUAGACCAGGGGUAAACAAUUAGAACUGUAAAUGAGGCCUUUUCUCUGGCAGUGCAGAGCACUCCUCCUAGACCAUUAGGCUGGCCCUAAUUAUUUUAAAUUAAUUUAUUCCAAAAUCAUGUCUCUGUGUACUGGGGGCAUUUCAAUAACAUGUAGGAUUUAAGUUUUGAUGGCUACAAUCCAGUAUUGCACAACCAGCUGACUGAACUGUUUUCUAACUCUUUACGUUGUUGAACUGGAGAACAAACCAUGUCUUAUUUGUGGCCAUUUGAACCCAUCAUUUGUUUUCCACAGCCACAUACUGUAUUAGAAUAAAAGGACUUUGGAUAUUCAAAUAAAAGUAUGGGAAAUGGCUGGCUUGAGUAAGUGGAAAAAAAUAUCUCUAUUACAGUAAACCAGUUUGAAAGUGA
This is a messenger RNA of Varanus komodoensis (Komodo dragon), 8771 nucleotides long. It is a transcript of the gene PBRM1, whose product is annotated as polybromo 1. Gene Ontology annotation, cellular component: RSC-type complex. Gene Ontology annotation, molecular function: protein binding; chromatin binding. Gene Ontology annotation, biological process: chromatin remodeling. The transcript is spliced from 33 exons. The coding region runs from base 253 to 5550 and encodes 1765 amino acids. The record is from RefSeq and is a predicted model, not a curated record. NCBI's taxonomy places the organism in Eukaryota, Metazoa, Chordata, Lepidosauria, Squamata, Varanidae.